UAUGUAAAGUUGCGGCGCUGCGGUCGACGUCCAGUGUCUUGUCAGUCACAGACACACCAUCAUUGUAAGUCUUCAUCACCAGAGUCAACGAGCAUCAUGAGGUACAGGGUGGUCACUACUUACCUCAUGUACCUGCUGCUGGUGCCAAGCCUGGCUCAAGAGUUCAGAGCUCGGGUGGUCGGUGGCACAGCGGAGGCGGGACGUCUGGAAAUAUUUUACAAUGAAACUUGGAACACAGUGUGUCGUUACGGUUUUGGACAGGAAGCAGCUUUGGUAGCCUGCAGAAUGUUAGGAAUCAACAGCACAACGGCAGCAGUCGUGGGGUCAGACAAGUACGGACCAGGCUCUGGUCCUAUUCUGUUCGGUUACCUGCAGUGUGUGGGGGACGAAACCAGCCUGGCGCAGUGUGAACACUUGGGGCUCUACACACACUUCUGUGAACACUGGCAGCACGUCGGCGUAGCGUGCAACAUUAUGCAACAGUUAACAGCUCGUGUGGUCGGUGGCACAGCGGAGGCGGGACGUCUGGAAAUCUUGUACGAUGGAACUUGGAACACAGUGUGUCGUGACGGUUUUGGACAGGAAGAAGCUUUGGUAGCCUGCAGGAUGUUAGGAUUCAACAGGUAGGUGUAGUCUAACACAAUCAUUAAACACACUUCACUCACA
This is a messenger RNA of Pomacea canaliculata, 666 nucleotides long. Its product is annotated as scavenger receptor cysteine-rich type 1 protein M130-like. The record is from RefSeq and is a predicted model, not a curated record. The transcript is spliced from 4 exons. Gene Ontology annotation, cellular component: membrane. The coding region runs from base 97 to 627 and encodes 176 amino acids. NCBI's taxonomy places the organism in Eukaryota, Metazoa, Mollusca, Gastropoda, Architaenioglossa, Ampullariidae.